AAGUUGGUGUGACAUAUCAAAGUGCAACACUUUAAGGGAGUGAAGUUCCAGGGAGUCAAUAGGUUAGGUUUUUCUUUUCGAGAUUGCUCAAAAAAUAAUUCCUUCAUAUUUCCAAUUCUUUGACUGUAUCUUCGUGUCUACAAGCAGAGCAGAUGAAAAGAUGUCUGUUCAGUACAGUGCCUCUACAGUGACAAACAUGGACAUGGACAACAGUAAAGUUGGCUAUAAGCAACUUUUAGGAGAUGGCAGCAAGCUCUCGUUAUCAGUGAAUGCACUGAGAAACAGCCCUUUUAGGACUGCUACAGUGGGUCUUGGGCUGCUGUGUGUUCUUCUGUUGGCUGGGGUCAUAGGUCAGAGUGUGCACAACCGAAAAGUACAGCAAGACCAUCAGAGCAACCUAAAAGCCAUGAGUACUGAGAAAGAGAAACUACAGGAGAACCUGAAGAUAGUGACAAAUGAUAAAAAGAUUUCUGAGGUAGACCGCAAUACGUUACAGCAACGUUACGAUCAAUUAAUUAAAAGCAGAGACCGGAUCCAGUACAACAACGAUAUACUUACCCAAAAAUUAAAUACACUUACGGUUAGCCAAAGCCAGUUACAGGCCACUAAUGCUGCUGCCACUAAAGAGUUAGAACAGCUAAAAGCCAGUAAUGACCAGUUGCAGACUAAUAACAAUGUCUUGACUGCUGCCAAAGACUUGUUACAAAAACAUUUCGAUACAGUGCUCAAACGCAAAAAUGAGGCACAGGCCAAUUAUGAGUCAAUGACCAAAGACAGGGACAAUUUACAGAACAAAUUCAAUAAUAUAACCAGAACAAAGGAGCAGCUGCAGAUGAGUUACAACAACAUGAUUAAGAAGGUAGAGCAUUUGCAAGACAGAUACAACUUCACUACCAAUGAGAAAAACACCAUAGAAAGCAGUCACCAAAACCUGACGAUAUCGAAAGAAACUCUACAGGCCACGUACAACCUGCUGGUGAAAGAAUGUGAUGAGUUGCGCACUUCUUACACAUCCAAGGUUCAGGAAAAGAACGAGCUUGAAAGCAGUUGCAAGAAUGCAAUUGUGGAGAAAGAGCUGUUGCAGAUGAAAAAUGGCAACCUGACUGCUGAGAGAGACGAGCUGCAGGUGGAGCUUGAGAAACUGAAGAAAAUAGCUUUAGUUUCACCUAGGAAGUGCCCCACUGGCUGGAACAGGUUCGAGUACAGCUGCUACUUCACCUCAGUUGGCAAGAAAAACUGGACUCGGAGCAGAGAAUACUGUCAAAGCAAAGGCGCAGACCUGGCAAUCAUAAAAAGCCAAGAGGAAAGGCGCUUCAUCAAUGGCUUGUAUUCCAGUGAUAAAGAAGUCUGGAUUGGAUUGACUGAUGAAGGAGUAGAAGGGCAUUGGGUAUGGGUAGAUGGGACACCACUGACCACAGCGUACUGGGAUAAAGGCCAGCCCAACAGCUACAGCGGGAGGAACCAGGACUGUGUGGAGUUCUGGCACCGUGCGACAGGGUACGGCGACUGGAAUGACGAGAACUGUAACAUAGAACAAAACUUUAUCUGUGAGAUGUAAUUUUCCUGUACAGAGAGGCGUUUGGCUAGCCAUGCUGGCCACUGUCUGGUACUAAUGAUCAUUAUGCAAUAUCAGUGUCAAUUUUAUAUGACCAAUUUACACAAAAUGACACACAGCAUUGCCAAUAGCUAAAGCCUGAAAUGUACUGUUUUGUGAUGAGUAUUGUAUUAUCGAGUUAAAUUUAGCAGAUGGCCUAUCUUGUGCUGGAGCAAACUAUCUUGGUGAUGUGGAACUAGCUGGCUUUGAAGGGACUAAGAUAUCUGUACAUACUGUAGAAACAAUUAUUUUAGUAUAACUCAUUUAUGGAGUUUAAUCGAAAAAUGUGUCUUCUGGCUCCAGGCCCUGGUCUGCCAACAGCUAAAAGAGAGGCAAACAUGGUGAAAGUGAGAGAUUUCUUAGUUUACCAAUGUUGGCAACUUUGCGUGGCUGCUUGUGUGACCAGUUAGGAACAAGUCCAUCAGGUUCACACAUAACCCAAUAUAUAUUAACAACCAUUUAACUAUUUAAAUUAACACGUGAAAAAAGGCUGCUUAAGUUUUAACGGAAAUGUUUAGUUGUUGCUUAUUUUCUAUUCUUAUAAACACAUUUUAUAUAUUGAUUCAUGUAAACACAUAAUAAAGGGAUUUAAAUAAAAGAAUUCACCUUGUGCCACUAGUGUAAUGGAUCACACUUUGUAGUUUGUCAGUAUGCUUCAGUAAUUUGGAUGGUUGCCCCAUUUCUAUAACAUGACUAGGUCAAAACCUAAUAUGUGGCUGGUUAAUGUGCUAAAUUGUGGGCAAAUUGUUACACAAACAGUAGGGGCAUCGAAAGUAAUCAUUGUAUCGAUGUGUGGCGAUACGGACGUGGAUGAUUCUGCAUGGAUGCAGUGACAGACCAUAAUCAGUUAUUGCCUACUGAUGUUGCUUGUUGAUUGUCCACUCGCUGCUUUUUUUGUUUUUGCCUUUUGUCUGUUGACUGUUGUGUUCAGCCUCAGAUACAAUAAAAAGGGGAUUUCA
This is a messenger RNA of Perca flavescens (yellow perch), 2553 nucleotides long. Its product is annotated as CD209 antigen. The coding region runs from base 161 to 1558 and encodes 465 amino acids. The record is from RefSeq and is a predicted model, not a curated record. NCBI's taxonomy places the organism in Eukaryota, Metazoa, Chordata, Actinopteri, Perciformes, Percidae. The transcript has 7 exons.